Molecule: messenger RNA, 672 nt
Organism: Pieris macdunnoughi
Lineage: Eukaryota; Metazoa; Arthropoda; Insecta; Lepidoptera; Pieridae
Source: the annotation of a GenBank genome assembly
AUGGGCUUAGAAAACAUGCGACGUUGGCCAAUGUAUAUUGUAUUUGCUGUUUGUUUCUUACUGACCCUUUCACUCUUCAAUAGCUGGAGUAUGGAGACAGAAUUACAAAACAAAUUGACUGAGCUUAGCACGCAACUGCAAGAAUGUUCAAAACAUCAAACAACGUGCAUGGAAGAUUCGUUGCGGCACAUUCAGGAAAAAGAUAGUUUUAAUUCCAAAAUUAAUGACUUAGAAAAUCAGAAAAUUCAGUUAAGUAAUGAUUUGUUAGAUUAUAAAGAUAAAAUGUCGAAAUCUGAAACUAAAAUAAACCGCACAUUAGUUGAUGUGGAGCUUUGUAAAACAGAACUACAAUCUUUGCAAAACUUACAACUAAGCAAAUCUGCUACACUUGAGACUCUCCGGUUAGAAAAAGAAACUUUAACUAGCCAAUUAGAAGAACGUAAACAGAAGGUAGAGGAAUUGGAGAAAGAAAUGUUAAGGUUAAAAUCAUCAAUCACAACUAAAAGUGCACCAAACCCUCCUGCACCAUCUAAAGUAACACCAGCAGCUCAGCCUCCAAAAUUAAGCUCUUCUCUUAAUGCCCUCAAUCCAGUGAAUGAACCUGUUCUUGAAGAUAAUGCUAAAGAAGAAAUUGAAGAUGCAAAUGUAGAUUUUGAUCAACAAUUUCAAUAA